CAAAAAACGUUUAUCAACUACCAGAAACAAAGUUUCAUGUGAUUGCAAAAAAUGUGACGGAAAGAUAGUCGAUCCAAGAACACGAAAGAAAUAUGAAGAAGAACGUCUUCAAUUGGAAUCAUUCUGUAUGCAUUCUAAUCAACUAUUUGAGAUGGAAGAUAGUCUAAUUGAAAAAGGAUCAUCAUAUCCAAUUAAAGAAGGGUCGUCGUCUAGUAAUAUAGAUCCUUACAAUGAAAACGUAGAAGAAGUUGUUCCACUUACUAAAUAUGAUUUGUAUAUAUCUGGCGAAAAUAAGAAAGAUCAUAAUAUUAAUAAAAGAAGAAGGGUUGAUCAUUAUCAAAAAUCAAAUAAAGAAAUCAUAGACCAGCAUGAAAUACUAUCUGAUUAUUUCAGUGAAGAGGGUUCAGUUGAUGAAGAAAUGACUUCAGAAGAUGAUAGUUAUAUGCCAAACGAAGAUGACCUGAUCGUACCCUAA
Molecule: messenger RNA, 475 nt
Organism: Funneliformis caledonium
Lineage: Eukaryota; Fungi; Glomeromycota; Glomeromycetes; Glomerales; Glomeraceae
Source: the annotation of a GenBank genome assembly